Lotus japonicus is the source of this 1170-nucleotide messenger RNA. RefSeq lists its product as uncharacterized. The record is from RefSeq and is a predicted model, not a curated record. Bases 119 to 979 code for a protein of 286 amino acids. Lineage: Eukaryota; Viridiplantae; Streptophyta; Magnoliopsida; Fabales; Fabaceae. The transcript has 7 exons.
GGCUUGUUCAAUACGAACCACCGCACGACACACGGCUUUCGUCUUCCUCUUCGUUCCUUCCUUCCUUCCUAAGUCCUAACUCGUGAUCGUGUGAACUCUGUCUGAUUUUGCGUGAAAAAUGAGAAACCGCAGCGUUUACGCAUGGGUAGUAGCUGUUAUUUGCUUCAUAGUACUGAUGAUCCUAACCCCUUCCAUUCCUCAGUCCCAAGACUACCACAAUUUCGCCGACCACCGCAACUUCUUUGGCAUCCCUAACGCACUUAACGUGAUAUCCAAUUUCCCUUUUCUGGUUAUUGGCCUCAUUGGACUUGUACUUUGUCAUCACGGAAAUUAUUUUAACCUAAGCUUGCAAGGUGAAGUCUGGGGUUGGACAUGCUUCUAUGUUGGGGUGGCUGCAGUUGCUGUUGGAUCCUCAUACUAUCAUCUCAAACCAGAUGAUGCUCGCCUUGUCUGGGAUAGGUUGCCUAUGACGGUUGCUUUUACAUCAAUCAUCGCAAUAUUCAUCAUUGAGCGGGUUGAUGAGAGGAAAGGAAUGAUUUCAAUUCUACCUCUGGUUUUGGCCGGUAUAAUAAGCAUUGUGUAUUGGAGGUUCUUUGAUGAUCUCCGUCCUUAUGCUUUGAUCCAAUUUGUGCCUUGCAUUGCCAUUCCACUCAUGGCUAUUUUGUUGCCUCCAAUGUACACACAUUCGACGUAUUGGCUUUGGGCUGCAGGGUUUUAUCUUCUAGCUAAGGUGCUAGAGGCUACUGAUGAAGUGAUCUACAAGUGGACUCAUCAUAUUGUCAGUGGUCACACCCUUAAGCAUUUGUCUGCGGCAAUGGUUCCUGUCUUCUUAACAUUCAUGCUUGCAAAGAGGACUGUUGAUGCAGAGAGGCAAAGUUUGUAUAGAACAUGGAGGGUUUCCUGGACAAAGGUGAAAGAGGGAAACACUGAUGUUGAGAGCUACACUUACUCAAGUGUGCAGACUGUGGAGCCCCAGUAAUGUCUUUUUACCUUCCCUCCGAACAAAAAAGAAAGUCUUAUAAAUAUCGUUGUUUCACUUGAUCCAGGAAUAGGUAAAGCAAACCAUACCAAGUUUACUUUCAUACAAUAACAUUAACUGUAAUUAGCUCAGUUUGUAUAGUUCCUGACCUUAAUCACAUAAUGAAGAUAAUUUUAGAUCUGAAUGUUAAA